AUGUCAACACCACAACGCCCUCAUAUUCCGUUUUCUUCCGGCCUUUACCAUGUCGCUGAAGGCUUUGCGCCCCCAGACUUUCGCGUCGCUGCCGCAAACACCGUUGCGCAUCUGCACAAGACCUCGUUCCAGGGUCACAUUCUGGUUUACGCUCCCGGCGCCGGGGAGAUUGAUACAAUCUGCACAAUGGUCAGGAAGGCGACGAAAGGAAAACUCGACGUAUUCCCCUUGUACUCUGCCAUGCCGUCGGAGAGCCAGGAGGAAGCGCUGCGUGUCACUAAAGAGCCCAAGUGCAUUAUCGCCACCAGCCUCGCCAUGGCCACGCCCGUGCGGAAUUUCAUCUGCUAUGUGGUGGAUACCGGCCUCUGCAAAUAA
Akanthomyces muscarius is the source of this 375-nucleotide messenger RNA. RefSeq lists its product as uncharacterized. The record is from RefSeq and is a predicted model, not a curated record. The coding region runs from base 1 to 375 and encodes 124 amino acids. The transcript has 2 exons. Gene Ontology annotation, molecular function: RNA binding. Lineage: Eukaryota; Fungi; Ascomycota; Sordariomycetes; Hypocreales; Cordycipitaceae. Gene Ontology annotation, cellular component: intracellular anatomical structure.